Molecule: messenger RNA, 4533 nt
Organism: Loxodonta africana (African savanna elephant)
Lineage: Eukaryota; Metazoa; Chordata; Mammalia; Proboscidea; Elephantidae
Gene: NKPD1
Product: NTPase KAP family P-loop domain containing 1
Exons: 5
Coding region: 865-3444 (859 amino acids)
Source: RefSeq, a predicted model, not a curated record
GGCAGGCGGGCAAACCGGUCGGGUGGCUCCCAGCCUCACAGCUGGGCUGGCACCCAUAUUCUGACAGUCGCUGGGGUUGGCACGGCAGCUCAGCAGCUGGGCACGGAGCUGGGGCCGAGAGGCCACCACCAGGUACGGGGGCCCCGGGCUGAAGGGGGAGGCAGCGGGUGUGAACCACACAUCUGGCCCCAAAGUGUGCCCCAACCCUCACUGCCCCAUCUCUGCCCCUUGGCUUCCCGUCCACGCUUACCCAGCAGCAUCUUCUCCCUAGACUUUGCUUUAGGCUCUUCACGUUUUCCCAGGAUGCCCCAGUCCGUCCCCAGUUUGCUGAACUUCCCCCCAAACCACACCACCCUGAUUUCAUUUCCUUCCCCAGCACCCACUUCCCUCCAAACCCUCAUCCAGGCCCCCAAAUGCACCCAGCUCUGAAUGUCAAGCACCCUGAAUUGCUCGGCUGCUCCCCAACUUUCGCCACAAGGGUUUCAUGGUUUCAUAAAGGCCCAUCAAAGCUCAGCAGCCUCCCCACCCCCGCCACAGCGCCCCCAUUACCAGCAAGCCUGCUCAGCCCUUCCCAGCUGGGGGUGUCCAAACACCCAGCCCAUGGGAAUCUCGCUCGCCCCCAAAUUAUCCCCAACCCCUCUCCCCCACCCUGGUCACUCACACUCAGCGGAUCAUCCUCCAGCCCCCCUUCAGUGUCCCAGGAACGUGAUAUUGGGGACAGGAUCUCACCUGUCCCAGAGGCAGGCAGGGACCCUAUGUCAGAUCUCUGCUGUGCGUACUGCCUAGCACUGGGCACUGAGCCAUCAGCUCCCUGCUCCGACCUGUCCCCCCAGGAGCAGCCUCUGACACCCCUCGCCGGCCACCAUGCAGAAGCCCUUCCACAUCCACUUCGCCAAAGGUGCCCUGCCCCCCUGCACCCCCCCGGAACGCUACUUCUUGGACUCCAAGUUGGGUCACCAGGGAGGAUGCUGUCACCAGUGGCGCCAUGACCCAGCAGCCCCUCCAGCCCACGGGCCCUGUUCGCUGCCCCCUCUGCCCCACUGGCAGCUGGCCUAUCAUGGCCGGCAGGAGGGCGGUGGCAGCCGGUGCCUGGACCCCCAGCCCCCAGUCCUGCAGCAACAUCAGAAGCAGCAGCAGCAGCGACGGCGGCAGCCCCAGCCCCCACCUCCCUGCCCACCGCGACAGCGGCUCUGCCCUGUCCACGGGGCCCAGAGGGGGCCGCCUGCAGCAGCCACUGCCCUCAUGGCCCUGGCCAGCGCCCCCCAGCCGCUCCCUGCGCCCAUCACCUCACUCACCAGUGCACCUACCACCUCACUCACCUGUGCGCCCGCCGGUGUACCCACUGUAGCCAGCAGCGGCCCAGCCCCACCCUCAGCAGCCGGCACCUUCCUGGAGCCCAGCAAGCCCACUGAUGUCCAGCCCCUGCCAGCCCCGGUGGCCUGCGGCCCCUUUGCUUCCUACAACUCCGACAUUCUGACAGAGGAUGACGUCUACUGUAGCUGCCUGGCCAAGACCUUGUGCCACGUGCCCGUGCCGGUGACCGUAGGUUUCUAUGCCCCCUUCGGCUGCCGCCUGCACAUGAUGCUGGACAAGAUCACCUCGCUGAUGGAGCAGGAGGCCGCGCAGCGCGAGUCCGAGGAGCUGCGGCGCGUGCGGUGGCGGCCUCGGCAGGUGAGCGGCUGGGGCUUGCCGCAGCUGCUGUGGUACCUGGUGUUCCUGAAGCCGGUCAUCACCGAGGUGCACCUGCGGCGCAAGAACGUGCAGUUCCUCUUCAUCCGCUUCAGCGCCUGGCAGUACGCGGGCACCGACAAGCUGUGGGCCGGCCUGGUGACCACGCUGUGCGAGGGCAUCCGCCACCACUACGGCGCGCUGCCCUUCAGCGUUUACUCAGUGCUGAGCAACAAGCCGGUCACUUCGGCGGGCUUCUACCAGCGCGAGUGGCACUGCCGAUGCCGUGUGUGCCUUGUGCUGCUGGCGCUGCUGGCGGCGCUCAGCCUCGGCGUGGGCCUGCUCUACCUGUCCCUGAGCGGCCACGCGCUGGGUCACGCGCUGGGCCACGCGAGCGGCAGCGGCAGCGUGCUCAAGGCGUUCGGAGGCGCGGCCACCACGCUGUCGGGCUCGGGGCUGCUCAUGGCCGUGUACUCGGUGGGCAAGCACCUGUUUGUGAGCCAGCGCAAGAGGAUCGAGCGGCUGGUGUCCCGUGAGAAGUUUGGCAGCCAGCUGGGCUUCAUGUGCGAGGUGAAGAAGGAGGUGGAGCUGCUCACCGAUUUCCUGUGCUUCCUGGAGAUCUACCAGCGGCGCCGACUGCGCGUCGUGCUCGAGGUCACCGGGCUGGACACGUGCUACCCGGAGCGCGUGGUGGGCGUGCUCAAUGCCAUCAACACGCUGCUGUCCGACAGCCACGCACCAUUCAUCUUCAUCUUGGUCGUGGACCCCAGCAUCCUGGCCGCGUGCCUCGAGAGCGCCAGCAACAUGAAGGGCACGGCCGACAACGGCUACCACUUCCUCAACCGCACGGUUACGCUGCCCUUCUCCGUGCCCAUCAUGGGCCGCCGCACCAAGCUGCAGUUCCUGCACGACGCAGUGCAGAGCCGCGACGACCUGCUCUACCGCGAGAUCACGCGCAAGCUGCGGUCGCCGGGCGGGGGCAGGAGCAGCCGGGACAACACUGAGGCCGAGCACCUGCUGGCGGUGGAGAUGCACCCGGGCGCCGAGCACGCGCAGAGCCGCAUCGACGCGGAGGCGGCGCGCCGCAUCCAGGAGGCGCUUUUGUGUCUGCACGACGCGCGCGACUGCCUCUACGAGUACGUGCCCGACAACGUGGUGUCCAUGCGGCGCAUCGUCAACACCGUGCCCAUCACCGUGCGCCUGCUGCUGCAGCAGCAGCCGCAGGGGAACUUUAGGGGUCCCACGCCGCGCCAGGCCGUGGCUUGGGUCGUGCUCGCCAACCAGUGGCCGUGCCGCCUCAGCUGGGUGCUGCAGUGCCUCGAGGACGGGCAGCAGGCCGGGGGCGCGCCCCAGGGGCGCGCGCGCCUCUGGAACGUGUUCUGCGACAACAGCCGCGAGCUCCACACCAUGACCGAAGCGUUGAAGAACGUACUCGACCUGGACGGCGACCCAGAACUCUUCGAGCGCUUCUUGGGCGCCGACUUCCCCUUCACGGUGGACGAGGCGCAGAGCUUGCUGCGCUGCACCGUCAACCUGGACCACUCCAUCCGCCGCCGCAUGGGCCUUAUCCGUGCGGUCAGCACGCUCAAGCCGCCCAGCCCGCCCAAAUCCCCUGCCCGGGAUGUCUCCCACGCCAUCAACGGCGCCGCCAACAAAGCCAGCACCUCCGGGGCGUCCCCGUCAGGCCACGACGCAGAACAUGCCUUUAGGCAUGCCAGCAACGCCCACCAACCCUCAGACUGGGCGAAAGGGGGCAAGCCUAGGCCCCUGGCCUGAGCGCCCUUUCCUUCCAGGGAACCCAGCCCAAGUGGACCUUGAAUGGAGGACUCCAGCCAGCAGAAGCAACAGCUACUUUUUGGCCCAGAUGAGGGCAAAAGGUCCAGAAUGGGUCUAAGGCCCAGAGACCAUUGUCUAGAGUCUGGAGUGAGGCCUGUGAUAGCCACAUUCCCCAGACAGAGCAGUUGGCAGCAGCCCCCAAGAGUGGGGUGGUGUCAGAGAGCAGAUCCAGGAUCAGUGAGGAACUGAGGAUUGAAGUGCAAUAAAUGAAGGUGUGUAAAGCCCCCAACUGGUCUUUAUGCCUUGGUCUUGCCUGGCUAGGUGAGGAUUGGGCUAGGCCUGCCCUGUCCUGUCAUACCCCCUCAGAGCUUCAGGCUGGCAGCCUUGUCAUGGGCAUCCCUGGCAGCGAAAGGGACUGCGGGGGUGGUGGGCGAGGCUUCAGAGGCAGAGGAGAGGAAGGACGGAUGUGCCAGGUUGACUCAGGUGAAGGAGAGCGUCCAGGCCUCAGGGUAUUCAGGUCCUUGUCCCCACACCCUAGCCUGCCCCUCUGUGGGCAGGGCUGGAGCUGGCAUUUCCGAGGGUGGUGUCCCCGGUGACCUCAGCAGGCUGCUCCACCCUCAUCAUAAUAAUGUAAUUAGGCCUCGUUGGCACCUCAGACAGCUGGGGUGGGCAGCUCAGCCUCCCCCAGAAAAGUAACUUGUCCAGGGCUGCCUGCCUGACAGGCCAUUCCAGGGCCAUGGGUUUGACACUGAAGCCAUCUGCUCAGCCCCUAGGUGGGCAGCUGAGGCCUGGGAUAUUGAGGGACAGAGAUGGGGACACUUAACAGGACAUAGAGCAGGAGCCAGGCCAGACAAGAGGGGCACCCUGGGGCUGGAGCUGGGCUCGGCCAGCCUGGCUCCAGCCUCCCCCUUCCCAGAGAUCUUGGAGAUGGCACACCUGUGGGCAGCGUCAGAUUCCUUGUUGGUCAAAUAUUCAGCCACACCCGCAGGCCUGGGGUUUGCCCGGCCCUGUCCAGUGGGGGGACCAACACUGAACAUACCCUAUGUGACUGGAAGGUGAGGGUGGGCGGAGGGGACAGUCCCAGAGGGA